AUGCGGCCAACAUUUCGAGCGCUCGCGCGCUACCUUGAACCCGGCACGCCCACGGGGCUGACGGGCCUGUGGACGCACGCCACCCCCCGAUCGACGCUCCUCUUCCUCUACGGCAGCACCCUCGAGAAGCUGCAGUCGCUGCCGGCGACCUCCCUAUACCGCCAGUCCGUGGAGGCGGUGACGAAGCACCGCCUGGCGCUCGUCGAGCAGUUCACGCCCCCGGGCCACGAGGAGUGGGCGGCCAAGGCGCGGGAGCUGCACCUGCCCGGCGACGAGCGCGUCGAGGAGUGGGACGGCGAGGAGAACGAGGGCGGCGAGCUCGAGGGCAUCCGCACCCCGGCGGAGCGCGCGGACCAGGCCGUCUGGUCGGAGCGCAAGGCGCUGGAGGACCACGACAAGAUCGAGUGGGCGGACGAGCCGCAGCUGACGGCGGACCAGAUCCACGAACUCGAGCAAAAGAUUGGUGCUGGCCUCAUCGAGGAGGUCAUUGAGGUUGCCGAGGGCGAGCUGAAGAUUAUCGAGGCCAUGGAAAAGGCCAAGGUCUGGGAAGAUCUCGAGGAGAAGCCCGUCGAGGGCCAGUGGACAUACUUCGACCGAACCUGA
Cordyceps fumosorosea ARSEF 2679 is the source of this 603-nucleotide messenger RNA. Its product is annotated as NADH-ubiquinone oxidoreductase 29.9 kDa subunit. The coding region runs from base 1 to 603 and encodes 200 amino acids. The record is from RefSeq and is a predicted model, not a curated record. Lineage: Eukaryota; Fungi; Ascomycota; Sordariomycetes; Hypocreales; Cordycipitaceae. Gene Ontology annotation, biological process: respiratory electron transport chain. The transcript is spliced from 4 exons.